UUUAUCGUCGACCAUUGGACGUUGUCGAGUUCAUGUCGACAUCAUCAGUAUUAUUGACACCUAGGUCCUGCUGUGUUGGAACAUUGAAUACAACAUUGCAAGUUGACUACGCCGCCAUGGCUGCAGGAUUGUACACCAAGAAACAUGGCAGUAUCGACUCGGCCGCUCAGUGCCGAUCGUCCAUCGUCCGUUGGCGGACCGAAAACCAACAGCAGCAGCAGCAGCAGCAGCAGCUGAAUAACCACAACAACAAGUACCACCGGUCCAGCCUGCCGGCCGAGCUCAGGACAAUGGAACUCAACAGGCUGGGCUGUGUGUACGACACACAAUUUCCGGCAUCGCAGAACUUCCACCAAGAAGGUCUAAAACCAACAGCAGCAGCAGCAGCAGCUUAUCCCAGAAAGUCUGUGUGCUUCGACAAAAACGAUCAGACAUCAAUUCCAGAUCUAAAAUACUCUUGGUGGUACGUGCUGUGCUUGCAAUGUCGGAAAAAAGAAGUCGGAGCUGGCUGGGAACCCAAGUACUGGUCCAGAGGAUGCCCAUACCCGUUCUGUCCGUCGUACCGGCACGUGGCCCGGGUGCUGUCGUUGCUCAUUACCGGAUUGCUUCUUUGGGGCAUCGUGUACACACUGAUAGGCGCCGAGGCUAAACCCGGCGGACAGCUGUUCAACAUCGCAAUACUGGUAAUAACGGCGUACAUCGGUGGCUGGGUGUUCCGCAUGCUCACCCUGCCGGCGUUAAUAGGCAUGCUGUUGGUGGGCAUGAUUUUUCAAAAUUUCGGACUCAUACACAUUCAAGGCUCGUAUUCGACGCUCGUGUCCACUUUGAGAAAAAUCGCACUGGUGGUGAUCUUGACGAGAGCCGGGUUGGAUUUGGACUCGAAGGUGCUGAAGAAGCUGUACUUCAGGGUGCUGAUACUGGCGUUGAUCCCUUGGAUCGUCGAAGCGGCCGUGAUCGCUCUGGCCACUUACUAUUUUCUAGAUCUACCUUGGCAAUGGGCCGCGCUCUGCGGGUCGAUCAUCGCGGCCGUCGCUCCGGCCGUCGUCGUGCCGUGUCUGUUCCGUCUGAGAACAAAAGGAUACGGCGUGGCCAAAGGUAUUCCCACGCUUAUCAUAGCUGUUGCCGGCAUAGACGACGCCGCCUCGGUGGUGGCUUUCGGCGUGGCAAGCAGCAUGAUCAUGGGGACAAAUUCAGUGGCGUACAACUUACUGGUUAGUCCGAUAUCGAUAGUGAUCGGCAUAGUUUACGGCGUGUUGUGGGGUUUUAUCGUCAAAUACAUACCAGAACGCAGUGACCCAUAUGUCGUGCCCUUGAGGAUACUGAUGCUCAGCGGUGGUGGAAUACUGGCGGUACUCGGGUGUGAAGACACCAGCUUUGAAGGCGCCGGGCCCUUGGCCGUGAUCAGCGCCGCAUUUACUUCCAUUUACUUCUGGACCAAGCAAGGUUGGAACAUUGAAGACAACGCGGUGGCCACGGCCUUUGAAAUAUUUUGGAUGAUAUUCGAGCCGGUGUUGUUCGGACUGACCGGCACGCAAAUCGUUCUCAACGACCUCGACUAUAGUAUCGUGUCGAUUGGAGCUGCUUGCGUGGCCGUCGCUUUUGUGGUGAGAAUUUGCGUGACCAUAUUGGCGGCUACUGGCAGCUCGUUGAACUUUAAAGAAAAACUGUUUGUUGCCCUGUCGUGGAUGGCCAAAGCUUCCGUACAGGCCGCCUUGGGGCCAGCCGUCUUGGAGGCAGCACGGCAAGAUGGCAAACCCCAAAACGUGGUCUACGCCCGAACCAUCGUGAUGGUGUGCAUAAUAUCCAUCUUGUUGACUGCUCCCACGGGGGCGCUCAUCAUAUCGCUGACCGGCUCGCGGUUGCUGACCAAAGCCAAACACGCGGCGCCCAACGGCGAUCAAUGGCGACCCGGGCCAAGACGGUCGAUCCGAGACAUAACAAUAGUCGACGACGAAGACGAAGACGACGACGACGACAACGACGACAAGGGCAAGGACACGGCGGCAGAAGUCGACCCGCCGGAAGCCGAAAAAGCGGUACCGGAAGUACCGGAAUCGCUGGUCGAGAAGGUGUAAACACACACACACACACACUCCACCACAAAUCAUACAGGGUGAUUGUUUUCACGUUUAAUUCAAAAUAUUUUCAAAAUAAAAACCUAUUCAUAGACAAGCCUGCCGCCGCAGUUGUUUAAACGCGUAACCGUUGUACCGCGUUGUAAUUAUUUUAUAAUGUACAAAUUUCCAUGUAUAGCUGUCAUGUUUUUUUUUUAAAUAGCAUUAAUCGUUUACCAUGGACAUUAAAGUGAUGAAACAUUUAUUAACUAACGACUCCCAAACGAGUAACGGAUUGGUGGUGUUCGUGCAACGGUAACGAUAUUGUUUUAGCUUUGUCGAGGAGCUGAAA
Messenger RNA from Adelges cooleyi (spruce gall adelgid), 2406 nucleotides. It is a transcript of the gene Nha1, whose product is annotated as sodium/hydrogen exchanger 9B2. Gene Ontology annotation, biological process: proton transmembrane transport. The coding region runs from base 33 to 2075 and encodes 680 amino acids. Gene Ontology annotation, cellular component: membrane. NCBI's taxonomy places the organism in Eukaryota, Metazoa, Arthropoda, Insecta, Hemiptera, Adelgidae. Gene Ontology annotation, molecular function: antiporter activity. The transcript has 11 exons. The record is from RefSeq and is a predicted model, not a curated record.